This is a messenger RNA of Marmota monax (woodchuck), 5630 nucleotides long. RefSeq names its product serine palmitoyltransferase long chain base subunit 3 (gene Sptlc3). NCBI's taxonomy places the organism in Eukaryota, Metazoa, Chordata, Mammalia, Rodentia, Sciuridae. Gene Ontology annotation, molecular function: serine C-palmitoyltransferase activity; pyridoxal phosphate binding. The transcript is spliced from 12 exons. Gene Ontology annotation, biological process: sphingosine biosynthetic process; ceramide biosynthetic process. The record is from RefSeq and is a predicted model, not a curated record. The coding region runs from base 310 to 1968 and encodes 552 amino acids. Gene Ontology annotation, cellular component: serine palmitoyltransferase complex.
UCCCCAAGUUUCCUCAGUCUCCUAGAGGAGCUAGCAUGGCCAAUUUCCUUUGUAAUUUUGGAAGCAGGUCUGUUGCCAUGGAAUCUACAUUCUGACUGGAGUCGAGGUGUAUAAAGGUGACCAUUUGUUUUCAGUUUCAAAGAUCUGGCAAAAAGAUAGGUUGUUGCUCUUCUUCUGGAAAAGCCUGACUGGUAGGAUUCCUUUAAGGGCUCAGCCCCAAGAGCUUUAUCCCAUCCCCUCGCCUACUUAAAAGUUAAAGCUCCAGGAAACCUCUGAAGGGGAUUCUGCCGGCUCCAUCACUUCCCCCAAAUGGCUAAUCCUGGAGGUGGUGCUGUUUGCAAUGGGACGCUUCACAAUCACAAGAACCCCAGCCAUGGCUCGCAAAGUGGAACCGGCACCAAGAAUGGAAUCAUGAAAGAAGCCCAGCAAAAUGGGAAGCCACAUUUUUAUGAAAAUCUCAUUGUUGAAUCUUUUGAGGAAGCACCUCUUCAUGUUCUGGUUUUCACCUACAUGGGAUAUGGAAUUGGAACCUUAUUUGGCUAUUUCAGAGACUUUUUGAGAAACUGGGGAAUAGAAAAAUGCAAUGCAGCCGUAGAGCGAGAAGAACAAAAGGAUUUUGUGCCCCUGUAUCAAGACUUUGAGAAUUUUUAUACGCGGAACCUUUACAUGAGAAUCAGAGACAACUGGAACCGGCCCAUCUGCAGUGCUCCAGGGCCUCACUUUGAUGUGGUGGAAAGAGUAUCUGAUGACUAUAACUGGACAUUUAGGUUUACUGGAAGAAUCAUCAAAGAUGUCAUCAACAUGGGCUCCUAUAACUUCCUUGGGCUCGCAGUCAAAUACAAUGAGUCUAUGAAGACAAUAAAGGAUGUUUUAGAAACAUAUGGCUCAGGUGUGGCCAGCACCAGACAUGAAAUGGGUACCUUGGAUAAGCACAAAGAGCUGGAGGACCUUAUGGCUAAGUUCCUGAAUGUAGAAGCAGCAAUGGUCUUUGGGAUGGGAUUUGCAACUAAUUCAAUGAAUAUUCCUGCACUAGUUGGAAAGGGAUGUCUCAUUUUAAGUGAUGAGUUAAACCACACCUCUAUUGUCCUUGGGGCCCGACUCUCCGGUGCAACCAUAAGACCCUUCAAACAUAACAAUAUAGAAGACUUAGAGAAGCUCCUGAGAGAAGCUAUCAUCUAUGGUCAGCCUCGAACCCGCAGAGCUUGGAAGAAGAUUCUCAUCCUGGUAGAGGGCAUCUACAGCAUGGAAGGUUCCAUUGUGAAUCUGCCCCAGAUUGUGGCUCUGAAGAAGAAAUACAAGGCCUACCUCUACAUGGAUGAGGCUCACAGUAUUGGGGCCUUGGGCCCAACUGGCCGGGGUGUCAGAGAAUACUUUGGAAUGAACCCUGAUGAUGUUGAUGUGUACAUGGGCACCUUCACCAAAAGCUUUGGAUCCUCUGGUGGUUAUAUAGCUGGAAAAAAGGAACUUGUGGAUUAUUUACGGGUUCACUCACAUAGUGCUGUUUAUGCAACAUCCAUGAGCCCCCCGAUUGCAGAGCAAAUCAUCAGAUCACUGAAACUCAUCAUGGGCCUGGAUGGGACCACACAAGGAUUGCAGAGAAUACAGCAACUUGCAAAAAACACAAAAUACUUCCGAGAGAAACUGAAGGAACUGGGAUUCAUUAUCUAUGGCAAUGAUAAGUCUCCUGUUGUUCCUGUGCUCCUUUACAUGCCUAGUAAAGUAGCGGCUUUUGCAAGGCAUAUGUUAGAAAGAAAAAUCGGGGUGGUUGUCGUUGGAUUUCCAGCUACUCCACUCGCAGAAGCUCGGGCUCGGUUCUGCAUUUCGGCAGCACAUACUCAGGAGAUGUUGGACACAGUUUUGGAAGCCCUUGAUGAAAUGGGUGAUCUCCUGCACCUGAAAUAUUCCCGGCACAGGAAGUCAGCACGCCCUGUACUCAAUGACGAAAUGAGCUUUGAACUUGACGAUUAAGUUUCCUGGUCCUGGAUGGAACAUAAAGACUUUGCCAGAAAGACCUCCCUCCUUGCCUCAGAAGGAAUAUAAAUGGAUUUCUCCCCCUUCCUAAGGACAAUUUUGUUUUUCAGACCAGCUUAAUUGAACUGAGGGAGACAUCAUUGUGUUUUUAAUGUCUCAACAUGUGACUACAGAAAUGAAAAUAUGGUUCCAGAUUUAAGUUUCUCCUCCCCUCCCAAGUAUCUGCUAGAAACACACACACACAUACACACACACAUACACAAACACACACACACGUAUACCCACAUGCACAUUUCUAAGAAUAUUUUUAAUGGCAAUGAGUCUCCUUUAGCUGCUACUGUGCAGCCUGAUUGGUUCAGAACCUUUCAGGAGUUCCAACCAAAUGAGAGGAUUUUGAUGGUGAAUUCCACAAUCUCAUUGUAUGUUUACUGUAUUUCAUCUACAGACAACAGUAAGGGUUGUGGAGAGAAGCUGGAGUAGCUGACUUCCUCAUUCCACCCAUAAAAGUUCUUGCUACAACUCAUCCACAUCAUGGGAAGCUCCAGGCAGGAGGGUAAAGAAAUGUUGCUUCUACCAUUUGCCACAUUUGGACUUUUUCCAAGGACAAGUGUCAAAAGACACAGUUAACGUUUUAAGGGAGAGAGCAGAAUUGGCCUGCAGCAACUGGAGACGUCUUUAAAGGAAACUUUUCCUUUUCCUCUUGCCCUUCUAUGGUUUUACAGCUGAGUUUUUGAGGUUGGGAAAAUCAAGACUCUUGUAUCAUAAAGGAGGGCACAGAAAGCAAGCACAGCCAACUUUAGGCCUAGACUAGAACUGUAAAAUUAUAACUACUCCAAUAUUGCUUGUGCCAUACAAAGUGAAUGUUUAGCAUGCAUAGCCUUUAUUACUUUAAGGAAUAACGUGCCAUUUUCCUGUUGAAUUCUGAGUAAAAGGUAAGAUUCAAUCUCCUUUAGAACUGACUCCCAAGACUACACUUGAACAAUGUAUUGAUUCAAGAAGGACAUUUAACAUUGAAUUCUCUCAUCUCCUUCAAGACUGCCACACUCCUUCAGGCCUAUUAAAUAAUACUGUGAAUUUGGCACAUAUACUCAGAUUGGGUGCAAGGUGGGCCUGCACAAGUUCAAGCAACUAACUGUAAUUUAUUUGUUUACUCUCUCGUUCUCUCUCUCUACCGUCUCUCUUACACACACACAUACAAUAUGAACAUAUUCUUCUUUGAAAAAUUAGUCCUUUGCUAAUUGGAUCUAGUUGGUAUGGAAAAAAACAGUGGAAAACCUUAUCUUUAACAAGCUCCCAGAUGGUGCCCAGAUUUGGAAACUCUAAAGAGCAGUGGUGACCUUUUAGCCAAGCUUCUGUAACAGUUCGAAUGAGUUACAGAACAUUCCACUCCAUCAAAUGACACUGUAAACAAAUCACUUCAAGAGAGGUCUGGCUUUGUGUGACACAGAUGGGCCCAAGCUUUCAAGCUGUGCGCUGAGAUAGAAACUCAACCCGCAGCACCAGUGUUGGUGGAGAAAUACGCCCCGAUGCUCAAAGCUCGUUCAAGGAAAAAGGUGAUUGGCAUGGAAAGCUUUUUAUGAAUUAUAACCCCCAGUGGGUUCAUCAGUUUAAAAGUGAAUCAUGGUGAGGAAGUUCCUCAUGAAUGGUUAAUGUUAGCGAUGGAAGAAAAAAAAAGAAGUUCUGAAAAUUCAGUUGCUUCAUCCAAGGAUUGGUUUUGAUAACGAAUUCCAACCCUCUCAAUGAACUGGUGCAGCAUUAUUUGUGCAAUGAAAGCAUAUGUCAUAUAAAUGUGCAAAGACAAGAGACAUGUAGGCCUUUUUAAAAUAUGCAUUUGAAUGACAUUGUUCCUAGUGAAUUGUCCAAAAUGUCUGACUAUUCUGAAGUUCUAUAAAGGACAAAAGAGGUGAGGAGAGCAGUCAGACAUCUAAGCCUUCCCUAAGAUAUAACAAAGCAAUAAACAUACCCCUUUUUUCUAUAUCUGUCUGGGAUCUUCACAUAUGCCUUCACACCUAACCUUUGAGUUUUAAGCCCCUAGAUGAACAGGUGUCUUUGUCAGCAGAAAUAUCUACCCUUAGAACUUUCAUGGAGGAACCUGAGUCUAAUUCAUUACUCACCUGGAAUGUGGGGCAGGGAGAAUAGUUUCUUUUCAUUAAGAUCCAAGAGUCCUGGACAAUUUAAUACAUUCCCAUAUAUAAGAGAAAAGACCUAUUUCUAUCAGAGAGCCUAUGCUGAAUAUGCACUUACAAUAACAACUCUAACCCAAGUGGAAUGCUUCUUGAGUACACCAGAAGAGACCCUGACUCAUAGAGCUAGCAAUGUAAGAGGAAAAGGUUGAUUGAGAGGGUGAUUGUGAAUAAUGAGAAAUUUUUUAUUUUCAUGAGCUGAGUCCUCUAGUGAUAGGUUAAUAAGACCAUGAUUUCAAUUCAGUAAGGAUUAUUGAGCCUUGAUAACUGCAUCAGAGUUUGGGUCCAUUAGGAGAAAGAAUUUUCUAACAGAUCUAUAAUGUUUUGCAUCCCCAACACUCAUAUUUGAAUGCACACACACACAUACACAAGUGUGCCUUUCCUUUGCAGAAGAAAUGAGCAAAAAGGUAUAAAGAAGAGAAUCUUAUUGGAUGAUAGAGAGAUGGAAAAUGUUGUUCUAGAAGAUAAACUUCAGAGAAGCAAAAGCCAAAGGUUUCAGACUGGCAUUUAAUAAGGAUACCUUUGCACAAUAAGGAAAUGGCAUAGACUCACUGCUAAUAUUAACUUGGAAAGAUGGCAUUGUGGAUAUUUGGCCAUAGAACCUUUUAGUAUGUUUUGAUUUGACAGAGACCACAGGUUUCAGAAUUUACUAGGAGGCUUGUUAAUGUACAGAUCCCUGGGCCCCACACCAGACCUCCAUGGAAUCAAAUAGCUGUGGUGCCCAGGAAUCUACAUUUUAAUAAGCCUUCUCAGGUGAUUCUAAAACAUGCCAGAAUUAGGAACCAUUAUUGGAGGUUUUGGUAGACCAGUUGGCCCUAAUAACAUAACAUGGAACUUCAUUCUGAUUUUCUGUUGGUAUUUAAAGAAGCUUAUACAAAAGUGAAUUUAUUCUAUGGCCACCCUUUUCUCCUCAAUGGAACAUUUUCUUCCCAUUCUCUAAGUCACUUUUCUUUUUACAAAAGAAAAGUGAAAAAUAAUAUGCUUUGGGGCCAAAUUCCUUCUCCAGUUUUCUUUUGCAUCAAUAUUUACAAGAUGUUUUUUUUUCUCUUUGCAUCACCUUGUUUCCUUGAAUGUGGUAUCUUCUUUUUUCCUAUUUUUUCUUCCUAUCUUAAAAAAAACUCAACCUGAUUAUUUAUUUAUUCCAACAAUAGCUCCUCAGCAGGGUGAAAUUCUUAACAGUUUCUCAAACAUGCAGUAUGCCUCUGUAUUUUUCUUCAAAGACAGCAAAUAUGUAAAUGGAUUACUCUGAUUUAAAAGCCUAAGUUCUGAUGAUGAAACCUGCACUCUGUUAAAUAUAAACUCUGAUUUACAGCAGUAAUAACAAUUGUAAUAAUGGCAAUGAGAACAUCAUGUGGUGAAUGCUUUGCACUUUUUCCUGGUCUCAAAACUGUAAGAAGGACAUUUUUGAAGUUUGUUCUCUCAAAGCCUACCCAGCUGUGUAGUCUUUAGGAAAUUAAAAUGAGAUCAUAUCUUAAA